This is a messenger RNA of Botrytis cinerea B05.10, 1519 nucleotides long. RefSeq lists its product as hypothetical. The transcript is spliced from 3 exons. The record is from RefSeq and is a predicted model, not a curated record. The coding region runs from base 740 to 1249 and encodes 169 amino acids. Lineage: Eukaryota; Fungi; Ascomycota; Leotiomycetes; Helotiales; Sclerotiniaceae.
GUCCGCGGAUGGCGAAAUGAGCGUGCAAUCGAUCGGAAAAUCAUUUGGCGUGGUGGAGUCUGGUGAUGCAGGUACCAAGAUUCUGACUCUCAUCUCAGAUCGACGGAGUGUAGCACCCAAUAAUAGUGUCGUCUUAAGUGCACAAUGAGGAGGUUGAGCAAUUUCCGUCGGAUCAAGGGUGUUUCUUGUUUGUUUGUUUGUUUGUUUGUUUGUUUGUCUGUUUGUCUGUUUGCUGUUGACGAGCCACCCACUGCGUGAGACCAACCACCCGCCCUCCUCCACCUUAUCGAUCCGGCAACUUGCGGCAAGGCUGUUUGUUGCUGCCCGUACAUCAUUAUUGGGGAUUAACCGCCGCUUCGCAUUCUUCUUCGGUUAUUCCCGAACACAAUGCCGACUAGGGUGUUGCCUACAUAGGUAAUAAGCUUACCUGACCUUGUUGCCUUGUCACCUGAUUACCUUGUCCAUACGAUCCUCUCUCGGUGCAUUGUACAUCACCAAUCAAGAAGUAUCUAAUUAUAUCACAAAUCGACUACAGAUCGGUACAACUCUCUUUCAUCACAUCGUCACAUUACAUUACAUCACAUCACACAUCACACAUCACAUCACAUCACAGCUCCAACCUAAAAUCCGCCAACCAGCCUCUCCACUCUUCACUCUUCACUCUUCACUCUCUACCCAAUCUCCCACCUCCCACCUCCCCUUCCCCUCAACCCAUCACACGCCAUCACGUCAACCCACCAUGUAUUCCAUCGCCCCCUCUCCCGUCCCCACACUCCUCUCCGACCCAGUGACCUCCACCCCACCCGACCCCUCCGCCCCCUCACUCUUCCGCUACAUCAUCGGAUUCUUGCUCAUUGGCAUCGCCUGGGGCUUCACCACGCCCUUCAUCCGAGCCGCCGCGCGCACUCACCAACCGCCCUCUCACCCCAUCCUCGCAUCCCCCUCGGUUACCAAAUCGUUUGUCAAAUCAAAGCUAUACGGCGCGUUCUUUGGCGUCGUGGAUCUCCUGCGAAAUCCGAGAUAUGCCAUUCCGCUGGUGAUCAAUUUGACGGGGAGCAUUUGGUUUUUUCUGUUAAUCGGCCAGGCUGAACUCUCCCUAACAGUCCCCAUCACCAAUUCUCUAGCUUUUCUCUUCACGGUGUUAGGAGAGUGGUGGGUGGAAAGAAAAGUCAUCAGUCGCGAUACCUGGAUUGGUAUGAUCUUGUCGUUGUGUGGUAUUGCGCUCUGUGUUCAUAGUAAGACGGGAUGAGCCUUCCUUGGCAGUUAUUUUUGGAUCACAUUCUCGGGAGUGGGGGAUUCGAUAUUCCAUAUUCGAUAAUUGAUAUCGAGGAAGGAUUACAUCGAAGAAGGAAUCGACCGAUUGAGAUUUUUGGAAGUUGUAUACCUAUCUGAUUUUGCCGCCGUACGAGGCUGGCAUGUUCUCGUUGCUUACAGACGGAUGGAAGGAGCAUAGCAGGAUCUAUUAUAUUGAAUACUAGCGAGUUUGAAUAGGCAAAUGUCACUAAUGUCACACAAAUCA